Tribolium madens (black flour beetle) is the source of this 2483-nucleotide messenger RNA. It is a transcript of the gene Sec10, whose product is annotated as exocyst complex component 5. The record is from RefSeq and is a predicted model, not a curated record. Lineage: Eukaryota; Metazoa; Arthropoda; Insecta; Coleoptera; Tenebrionidae. Gene Ontology annotation, cellular component: cytoplasm; exocyst. Gene Ontology annotation, biological process: Golgi to plasma membrane transport; exocytosis. The transcript is spliced from 15 exons. The coding region runs from base 290 to 2428 and encodes 712 amino acids.
GGGAGAUUGGUGAGAUUGAUCGUCAGCUGAUUAAUAAACUAUUUUUUAAAUUGUUAUUAAUUAAUUCCUUAAGAACCACGUAGUCUUGAAUGCUAAAUAUCACACAAAAUGCACUUGAUAUUUUAAUUUCAAAACCAAAGCUACGAAAUAAUGUCAAUUUAAUUUAUUCUAACCUAACAUUAGAUGAAACGUCAUAAGUGACAUUUGUCAAAACAAGUCAGGAAAAUAUAAAAAAAUAUUCUUUUUAUUUAUAUCUAAUCUAUUUUGAAGGGAAAAAUUACUUUUCAAAAUGAUGCAACAAUAUAUGAAAGAAUUGGAACAGGAACCAUUUGACGCCGAAGAAUUUGUUGAAAGAUUAGCUUGGCGAACAAUAGCUGAAACAAAAAAUGACACUGAUGACGACUUCAAUCCAACAUUGUUGCAUGACUCUUUUGUUCAAGCUAUUAAAGACUUAACUUUACUACAAGAAAGGCAAAAAAAGAAAUGUGAAAGACUUGAAGCCGCCGUACGUGAAGAUGAAGCCCUAUUUUUUCAAAAAAUUCACGAUUUGUUGGGGCAGAAUAAACAAGCUAUUGACACAUUUCAAGAACUAGAUGGGAAGAUUAAUCAUGUUGCAACGAAAGUCUUACACUUAGGUGAUCAGUUGGAUAGCGUUAACGGACCUAGGGCACGAGUUGUUGAUGCACAAAACUUGAUGACACAUUUAAAUGAAUUUUUGCAAACUGGGCCCCUUACUUCAGUGAUUUUCACCGACCCUUCAAAAAUUGAUGAAGCAGCAGAAGUUAUACAAAAACUAUAUUUAAUUUCACAAGACUUGCCAUCACCAAAAUUUGAAGGCUUAAAACGCAAAAUUGAAAGAAAGUAUGAUGAGACAGAGAGAACUUUAAUUGAAGAAUUUUCAAAUGCCCAACGAAGGGAUGAUUUCAAAAGAAUGAAAGAAAUUGCAAAUGUUUUAUCACAAUUUAAAGGGUAUCCCCAGUGUGUUGAUGCUUACAUAGAAAGGAGUCAAGCCGGUUGCUUAUUAAGCAAAGAUGUUUUUUCGCGUUUGCUCCCAUUGUGUCAGCUAAACUAUGAAGUGAUUAAGAAAGUCUUUAAUAAUCCAGAACAAGUGUUGGCAAAAUUUGUUCUAAACUUAUAUCAUUUAAAACUACAAGAAUACAUUGCGUCAAAGUUAUCCUCAAAAUUAGAUAGUUAUAAUUAUUUAAAAACAUUGUACGAGUUAUAUGACAGGACCAAUCAAUUAUCUCAAGAUUUAUCCGUUUUUAAUAUGGGUAGCGAUAAAAAUUAUUUAAACAAGUUAACAAGCAAUAUUUUUAAUAAAUACAUCGAUAAUUAUAUAACAUUAGAACUGAAAUGCCUGAAAGAGCGCAGCUCUGCGAAUUUGCAACGUUAUUAUGAAUCCAAAAAUCAUCAAAAGAAGCAAAUUCAAUCUGGCGGGUUUCAAGAUUUGAGACGAGAUUUACAAGCUGUAAUUGGAACAAGGGCCAACAUUAACAUUGCCCAGAUUGAAAAUUAUGGUGGGGAAACAUUUCUCUCCGAAGAAUUAGCAAUUACAAUUUUACAGGACACCAAACAAGCUUUCCAGCGUUGCCAACUGCUUUCAAAACCUGAAGACAAGGCUUCCAAUGCCAGUCAAAUUUUAGACCGUUUACUUAAUUCUUUGUUGAUUGAGCAUGUGGAUUAUGCUCUAGAAUUGGGGCUUCAGGCAAUUCCUGUUGUGGAAGGAUCUAAAAAUCCUCCGACGUUGUAUUUCUUCACCGUGGUGCACCAAAGCAACAAUAUAACACAUUUGCUUGAGAAACAAAUUACUGAUUUAGCAGUGCCUCUAAUUUUAAAUACGCCAAAAUACAAUGAUUGUAUGCAAAAGAAAAAGUUCAUUUUGGAAGACAUUGAAAGGAAAGUUAAUACUGGAUUGGACAGGACUUUAAAUGCCGUUGCAAGUUGGGUAAAACUCUAUCUUCAAUCGGAACAGAAAAAGACUGAUUUUAAACCAGAAACGGAUGAUUUCGAUACUGUUGCUUCGCCGGCAUGUAAAGCAGUUUCCCAAUACAUAAGUAAUGUUAUUAAGGAGAUCAAAGAUAGUUUAGACGGCAAUAAUGUUACUGCCAUUUUGCAAGAGCUGGGUAUUCGAUUACAUAGAGUGAUUUACGAUCAUUUGUUACAGUUUCAAUUUAAUACUGCAGGUGCAAUGGUUGCAAUAUGUGACUUGAAUGAGUAUCGGUCAUGUACUAAACAUCUAGGCCCUCUGGUAGCCGAAUUGUUCGAAACAUUGCAUGCACUGUGCAACUUAUUAUUGGUAAAACCAGAAAAUUUACAACAAGUGUGUUCAGAGGAUUCUCUGGUAAACCUUGACCGCUCAGUUCUGCAUAAUUUUAUCCAACUGCGUAGCGAUUUCAAGACACAAAAACAAAUUUUUCUGAAAGUUUAAUAAAAUAAAUUCUUGUAUCACUUCUUAUUACACAAUAAAGGUAUUUUAUUCAGUG